Gigantopelta aegis is the source of this 5805-nucleotide messenger RNA. RefSeq names its product dynein assembly factor with WDR repeat domains 1-like. The transcript has 13 exons. Gene Ontology annotation, molecular function: ubiquitin binding. The record is from RefSeq and is a predicted model, not a curated record. Gene Ontology annotation, biological process: proteasome-mediated ubiquitin-dependent protein catabolic process; ubiquitin recycling. Gene Ontology annotation, cellular component: nucleus; cytoplasm. Lineage: Eukaryota; Metazoa; Mollusca; Gastropoda; Neomphalida; Peltospiridae. Bases 62 to 1309 code for a protein of 415 amino acids.
CCAGACUUCGUUGUUCCGACAUGUUGAAUGUUUCUGAAUACUGUACACAACCUCUCAAAAGAUGAAGCUCAAACGUUUUUUGUUGCGAUACUAUCCUCCAGGUAUUAUCUUGGAAUAUGAACAAGGAGGCAGUGUGAAGACCAAGUCUGUAGACCUGCUGGAUCUUAGACAAGAGACUGAUGUUGAUGUAGUGGUGGACGAGAUAAUGAGAAAGGAGCCCCUGGUUACUUCAACUAAAGCAGAACAAGUUCGAAAACUCAUUCUCCGUCUUCAGGAGAAGCUUUCUCACGCCGAUGACCAUCACUAUUAUCUCUUUAAGGUUUUGAGGGCCCAUAUACUUCCUCUCACAAAUGUAGCAUUUAACAAGUCUGGUUCGUGCUUUAUCACUGGAAGUUACGACCGAACGUGUAAAAUCUGGGACACUGCGUCUGGGGAGGAGCUUCACACACUGGAGGGACACCGAAAUGUUGUGUACGCCAUAGCCUUCAACAACCCUUAUGGAGAUAAAAUAGCCACAGGAUCGUUUGACAAGACCAGCAAAUUGUGGAGUGCCGAAACUGGCAAGUGCUAUUACACAUUCCGAGGCCAUACAGCCGAAAUUGUUUGUUUGGGAUUCAACCCGUCUAGUUCGGUUCUUGCGACUGGCAGUAUGGACACCACAGCCAAGCUCUGGGACGUUGAGACAGGGGUGGAGCUGCAAACGUUAAAUGGUCACUCUGCAGAGAUAAUCUCGUUAUCCUUCAAUUCGACUGGUUCCCAGUUCAUCACUGGAUCGUUUGACCACACGGUGUCCGUUUGGGAUGUCCGGUCUGGACAACGGAUCCACACAUUGAUUGGUCACAAGGCUGAAAUCAGCAGCGCUCAGUUCAACUGGGAUUCGUCUCUCAUCGCCACGGGAUCCAUGGACAAGACUUGCAAGAUCUGGGACACGAACUCAGGUCGGUGCAUCGGGACAUUGCUAGGUCACGAGGAUGAAGUUCUUGAUGUGGCAUUUGACUUCACGGGUCAGAAUCUGCUGACAGCCUCGGCGGACGCGACCGCUCGCUGUUACAAUGCCAAUACUCAUAACCUGAUAUGUAAGAUGGAAGGCCACGAAGGCGAGAUCUCCAAGGCGACAUUCAACCCACAAGGGACAUCGGUGCUGACCGCCAGCUCGGACAAGACUGCGCGACUGUGGGACUCUGAGAGUGGCAAGUGUAAGCAGGUUCUCGAGGGUCACACGGACGAGAUAUUCAGCUGUGCCUUCAACUACGAGGGCAACACCAUCAUCACAGGGAGCAAGGACAACACGUGUCGGAUUUGGAGGUGAAUUGUGCAAUAGUGAUGAGGGUUACUUUGUGCUAUACCCAUCAGCAAAUCAGAUUGUCAUCGGUUCCGAGGUUUUGGCAGAGAUGUUAUUCCACACAUGCCUUACAUGUACAGACAUUUGUAUCAGUCGCCCAAGGAAUAUAUGACAUUUAGUCAUCCCAAUAUAUUUAAAUAUUAUUUUGAUAGUCAUCAAUACCUUAAGGAAUGACUUUGUUUUUUGUCAGCCGUUCAUGCCUUAAGGAAUAUCAUUCUCUUGUGGAUUGUUUGUUUUAACCAGUCAUCAUAAUAUAUAUGCAAUUUGUAUUUUAUCAGUCAUAACUAACUAGCUUUUGUUGUACAGUAUGAAUGAAUCUGAAUUCGAGCCAAAAGAUGUACUGUGAAUUGUUUCUUCAUGCAUGAGGUUUUUUCAAAUGAGUUAUAUUGGUUUGUACUUUCAGUUUUAAUUGUGUGCUGCCAGUCUUGACAAACUAUAUUAUUUGCUAUAAACCAACUGAUUAGGGAUGGGUUGGGGUGGCAGUUUUGAUAGAAUUUAUUUUUGUUUUAUCUUUCUUCCACGACAGUAACACUGACAAAAGACUGACUGACCAACUGUCGAUAACUGUCACUACAAACAUUGCAAGUUUCAUUCUUCUACAGUGUGGAAAAAUAGGAGUUAAGAUUGACCUAAAUGUUUCCAGUUUUGUUUGUAUAGGUAUGCUUGUGUGUCUGUAUCUGUGUUGUAUAUUAGAUGUUAAAUGUUAGAAUGCUUAGAGAAGCUCAAAGGUCACAAGUUAAUAAUGAAGUCAUAAGGUUUGGGUGGAAGCUAGACACUUCAGUCUGACAAAGCAUAGCAGUUUAUUUUUUAAAUUAUAAUCAGGGCCUAUACAUGUAGGUUCAAAAAUGCCUUGCCAGAGUUUCAUUUUAGUGUAAAGGAGAAACUCUCUGUGUUUUGAUUUAAUAUAUGAAAUGCUUACAUGUUGAUAUCAGUUCCAACCAGCAGGUGUCUGAUAUAUGCCACAUUGAAAUUGUACGAGGUCAUUUCAAUGAAUGAUGUCAUGUGUCAUCUGUACUGUUUUUAAACAGAUGCGGUCACAUGCAUGCAUAUCAAACACAUACUGAUCGAUGAAAUGACAUUCGUCUAACAAUCUCGAAAAAUAUAUCCAAUUUUGUCUUUUAUUUUCAUAUUAUCCUUCUUUUGGUGGUUGGUGGGGAAAUACAUGUACAUGUGAUGAGUUACGCAUAGCUGUAUAAUUAGAUAAUAAAUAAAAUUGCUUCCUUUUCAGAUUUUUCUAAAAUGUUAAAUGAGGUACGAGGACUCGUCUCAAGCCUCAGUGUAUGAAAGGAAAGAUACCAUAUUUUGUGGACUACAAGCACCCUUGAAUAACUCGCACCCCUGUGUUAUAACACAUUCUAAGGUUGCACAUAUCUAUUUCAUUACCAACUGACCAAAAAAUUAUUCAAAAACCGCAUGUUGUUUGUAUAUGUGUAGAUAUAACUACAUGUAUAUGACAGAAUUACCAAAUGUUUGACAUCCAAUUGCCGAUGAUUAAUAAAUUAGUGUGCUGUAGUGGUGUCGUUAAACAAAACAAACUUUGUCGUCUUGUUCCGAUUUGAGAAGAAAAUAGCAGGUGUAUAUUCCGCAAAAUACGGUACAUUGCAUCACAUUGUGCGACAGGUGACUUAAACACGACUUGCAGAUAAAACUGCACUUACAGACAAAAUAAUUAUUUUAUAUAAAUAUAUAUUGCUUAAUACAUAUCUAUGAUGAUUUCAGUAUUAUUAUCAUGCCAAAUGUAAGACAUACAUUGUAUAACACAUGUCACUAAUUCAUUUGUUAGUUUACUUCUCUCUUUUUUUCAGUAACUGUUUUUUAUUUUUACCAGUUACAUUUUUUGUUUUAACCCAGUGGUGAUCAUUACCGUGUGUUUAAAACAAUGCAGCAAAACAUUCAGACUGGUGUAUUACCCAAAUGUUGCCCGCUUUAUAUUGCCGUACAUUCCAGCUUGUGAUUUUGUCAUAACAUUACGUUUAUACUUACAUGUUAACAGUUAUUUAUUAGUUAAAUUUUUACAUUUUAAUCAUUGUGUGCCUGCAUGGUCUAAUUUUUUAUUUGUAUGAAGAGCUGUGCAUCUAAUAUUCACAACUAUAUAUUUAUUUAAUAUUUAUAAAAUCUAUUUAUACAUCGGUGAAAAGAGUUUUUCCGUCCAGUUAAUAUAUACAGGUAGGUUCUUUUAAAAUGAAAUAAGCAGACGGGAAAAAUGUUGGCCUAGCAAGCUGUUUAAUGUAAAAUACAUAAACAUGCUUACACGCUUGUAGUGUAUUUCCAGAAUGCGAUACCCAUCUUAAACAUACAUGCAAGACCUCGAACAAUCUUUGAAAUGCGGAAAAGGUAAUUUUUCAGCAUUUCCUAUAAAAUACUAUCUACAAAUGUGUCAUUUCACACACACAGAAAAAAAGCUGAAAUCAGUGUAAAAAUCACUUGUAUCAGAGGUUCAGUGUAUUACCAAAAUAAAAGUAUUAAUAUUUUCAAAAAAAAUUGUCAUUUUCGUUUACAGUUAAUUAAAAAGGAAAACAAAAAAAAAACUGAAACAGGAGAAAAUACCUGUUGCUUUUCAUUCAUUGGACUGAUGGUGUGAGAUGUGUUGCUAUCCAGAACAUUUGUUUUUUUUUUUUCAAUUUGUAUACCAGUAUUUACCUGUGAGUUUUCACCAGUCCCCAUAUCUCAUCAGAUUGGGAAAAUCAGCAUGAGUAAAUCAUACUUGCGAUAUGUUUACGAUCCAAUGAAUGAUGCAGUACACCACUGUUAAAUUAAUUUAUUAGGUCAGGUCAGGUCAGAGGGCUUUACAUGCACCUUCAGAGCAAGCUGUUGUAGUGCACGCCUGUCUUGGGCACAAGAGCCGGCCGAGCGUCCAGGACAGGAAAGGGGUGGGGGGGUGUUAAUGGUGCUAUGGAAUUUUGAAUGGGAGCAAGAAUUAUACAGAAGAGAAAACGUGUGCAAGUUUGAUUGAGGAAUUUUGAACGGUUGGUCGAAAAGAAAGUUCCGGAGCUAAUAUAGGUUUUGACAUUAGUGAAUCGAGAGUACAACAGACCUAAUUAAAUACUAGUACAUUAAAAAUUCCUAAUAUAUAUAUAUUGGGAAUUUUUAACAUACAGGGUACAUUCAUGUACGUCUAAAUGCAUGAUACUUUCUUUUCAGUGUUUAUUUGGACUGCAUACAUGUCUUCGUUGUCUUGUUUUGCAUAAAGAAAUAAAAAUCAAUAUUAAUUUUUUUUUUUUUUUUACUUAAGAAUUUCGUCUCAUAAUCUUCAUUAUUUUGUUUGUUUGUUUGAAGUAUAUACAUUAUACUUGUUCACUUAAAAUUUAAAACUUUCCGUCCUUUUCAUUUCGUGUUUGAAUGUGCAUUUUACUUUACAAUUGUGUUUCUUUUACCUUUCCGUCCAUUUCAUUUGAUCAACAGUAUUUUUUGUUUACUUGCUUCUUUACAUGUUGUUACAUUAUUAUAAAACAAAAUAAAUUGGGUUUAUAUGGUUAUAUACGUCCAAGUUUACCAUUGAUAAGACUUUCUCUAAAUUUUAAUCCGUUUUGCAACCACUGGCAUUUUUAAAAGACAUAACAGAUUUGUUAGUGCAGAUAUAUUCAGCGUUUGCAUGUGAAGACAGACAUUCAUUGUGAUUUAGCAGGUUUAACAGGUCUUAUUUUGUUGCAUAUGAAAAUGUCAGUGGUUGUAAAAGAAACAUUAGAUUUUUAUUUUUCACUAUUUUGGAUUUUUUACUAGUUUACAUGUAUGUUGAGCUCUAUUUAAGUGUAUAUUAAAAACUGGUUUGGUUAUAUAAAUUAGUUCUCUAUAUUUAAGUAAUGUUAUUUGGGUUUGGGUUUUUUCAAACAAAUUGUGGUAUAAAAAACCUUGUAUAAAGUAGACCUAUGAUUGUUAUUAAUGUUAACAUACAGAUUCCUGAAGUAUUGACUCAAGUUUCAUAAUCAUUUUGUAUAUUUGGUAAUUUAUGGGUAAAUACAUAUCGGUAAUUAUUAUUAUUAUUACUUUUUUUGACACUAAUUAGACACUAAAAACACACCCAAGAAUCACAUUUUCUCUAUGGUUAAAAAAACAAAGAGCUGGGUCCCAUUCCAUGAAGCGAUCUUAGCCCUAAGAUUACCGUAGACACAUAGCUACCCUAUGCACACUUAAGUUGAUCUUAGAGCUAAGAUCGCUUCGUGGAACUGGGGCCCUGGAAAUUACCAUUUUGUUCUGCUCAGUGCCAAAAAGUUGCAUUCGAGGUCAUCCAGAGAUAAAAAUAGUGAAAUAUACUUCCUGUGAGCCUAUAUAUUACAUUGAACAUUUUGAAGAUUUUCAGGAUGAUUUACAAAGUGAUUGCAUUGGAUAAUUUACUGUUCAUUGUGUUGUGCAAGUAUUUUCAGUGGAUCUGUACCACACUGUGUUAUACAUGUGUUAACAUUCCUACAAACAGUUGUUCUUUACAACUUAUUUUCUUGUGUUUUAAAUAAAAGCUUUGUUCAUGA